UGGUCAUCCGCAGCGCGUGGGCACCGCUGAUGUAUUGAAAAGCCGUGCGGGUCUCCCCUUUGGAUUCAGAGCAGCUUGAGAAGCGUGCGGAGCAGGAGCCCCACCACACUGAAAACAAAACAAAAAACUAAAGUGAGCAAAGAAGCCACACGUGAACGGCACGAGCAGGACGCGCGAGCCCAACCCAACCCGAAAACUUUGAAACUUUUCCUGCAACUUUGGUUUGCGCAACUUUUUUUUUCUUCUUCAUCACUUUCUUCCCGCAAUGGACAUCACGGCCAAGAUGGAGAUCAGCAUCAGCAGCCAGCAGCAGUUCGUCCCGUCUGCGUGCUUCUUCUCCAGCGCGGCACAGAGCGUGCAGCUCAGCCCGACCAGCAGCCAGAGCAGCGGCAAGUCCGCCGCGUCCAAUCAGAAGCAGCGGCAGCGGUCCUCUUCGCCUGAGCUUCUCCGCUGCAAGCGCAGACUCAACUUCGCGGGCUUCGGAUACAGCCUGCCCGCGACGACGCCGCACGCGGUGGCGCGUCGGAACGAGCGCGAGCGCAACCGCGUGAAGCUGGUCAACAACGGCUUCGCCACCCUGCGCGAGCACGUACCGAACGGCGCGGCCAACAAGAAGAUGAGCAAGGUGGAGACGCUGCGGUCCGCGGUGGAGUACAUCCGUGCGCUACAACAGCUCCUGGACGAGCACGACGCGGUGAGCGCGGCGUUCCAGUCGGGCGUGCUUUCGCCCGCCAUGUCGCAGAACUACUCCAACGACAUGAACUCCAUGGCGGGGUCACCGGUGUCGUCGUACUCCUCGGAUGAGGGCUCCUACGACGCGCUCAGCCCAGAGGAGCAGGAGCUUCUGGAUUUCACCAGCUGGUUCUGAGCCUGAACGACGUCUAUGAAAUAUGGAUCAAGAUGUUAGACAUUUUGGAAUCCAGCGCUUGGGAUGGCCAGCGGAAGAGGGGUGGACGUUCCCCGGAACGGAGACGCACUUGUAGCGGGGGAUUUUGGUGGGCUUCUGGUCCGGCAUAACCCUCACCAAACCCCGCGGAGACCUCCAGUGAAGACCCCGGCCUCGCAGCCUGCAACCCCCCCCGGCCGGCUCAGAUAUCGGGCCGCAGAGAAGCGCCAAAGGAUGCGGGAGAACUUUCUCCGCCGGAGCGUGUGUGCGUGUGCGUGUGCGUGUGCGUGUGUGUGUGUGUGUGUGUGCGUGUGCGUGUGCGUGUUUGGAGGACGGGGGGGAGGGAGGGAAUCCAAGCUCCGAGCCCCCCUGAAAAAAAGACAACGUAUUGUCAUCGAGUGAAUUCUUGUUCAACAGCAGCACGCAAAACAAAAACAUUUAUUUAAAACGUCGCUCUUUCAACUAUGCUAAACCCAAUCCAAGAGUACCAACUUGUUUCCUAAACUUCUGGGAGGUUUAUCGGUGAUAACAUGCUUCCAAAUCGCGGAUUUAUUCUACACAAAUUCUAUAUCGAACGUUUUUUUCUAAGUAUAUUAAACUAUUUUUCUAUGUAAAGAGAUUUAUAGAUGUUUUGUAAACACUGUUUUGUACAUAUGUGUCUAUAUAUUGCUAUGCGGCUUAAAUACCUCUUUGCCUAUUUUUAUUUUAGACAAUAGUCACAUAGUCACACUUUUCCUCUGUCUCUGGCUAUUCUUUUUGAUGAAGUCUCGAAGAGGUGGGGUUUAUAACCCCGGUCUAACUCUAGCACCAAUGUGUCUUAUUCAAUACAUAUAUCGAAAAUACAUGCUAUUGUGUAUCAUGUCACGGAGUUCACAAUGAUCAAGUUAUGCAGCUAUUGUCCAAAAAGAACGUCUAAUGGCGACAUGCCUGUUGCCUACGUCUGUCUCUGUGCACCAUUGCCUGAAGCUUUGUCGUAUUCAUCACAUAUAGGCCUGAACGUGUGUUGAGAAAAAGUUUCCAAUAACCAUAUUUUCUACACUCUAGUCCGAGAAUAAAACAAUUUCUUAAAAAAAAAAACAUGUGA
This is a messenger RNA of Gadus macrocephalus (Pacific cod), 1970 nucleotides long. It is a transcript of the gene ascl1a, whose product is annotated as achaete-scute family bHLH transcription factor 1a. NCBI's taxonomy places the organism in Eukaryota, Metazoa, Chordata, Actinopteri, Gadiformes, Gadidae. Gene Ontology annotation, molecular function: protein dimerization activity; RNA polymerase II transcription regulatory region sequence-specific DNA binding; DNA-binding transcription factor activity, RNA polymerase II-specific. Gene Ontology annotation, biological process: developmental process; regulation of transcription by RNA polymerase II. Bases 266 to 868 code for a protein of 200 amino acids. The record is from RefSeq and is a predicted model, not a curated record. The transcript is spliced from 2 exons.